Molecule: messenger RNA, 309 nt
Organism: Rotaria sp. Silwood2
Lineage: Eukaryota; Metazoa; Rotifera; Eurotatoria; Philodinida; Philodinidae
Source: the annotation of a GenBank genome assembly
AUGCUUUGUCAAUUAUUUACAAAUUGUAUGAAAGCAAAUAAUUUAUUACAAACUGAUCAAGACAUUAAACAUCAUUGGAUACAUGCUGUUCGUUGGUUACGUGAUCAACUCGAACGAUCAAAUCACAUUCCAUCAAAUUAUCCUUAUUAUCAAUCUCAAGGACAAAUUGCAAGUAAUGAUAUAUCCCAAGGAUAUUUUCUUGAACGAACACCAAGUGCUAAAUCAGUAUUAGAAAAAGCUUGUGAUUUAUGUUCGGAUAAAGAAAAUGAUGAUACUGGUUCAAAUAGUGAUGAAGGUGAUGAAAAUUAA